This is a messenger RNA of Cuscuta campestris, 1268 nucleotides long. The record is from the annotation of a GenBank genome assembly. NCBI's taxonomy places the organism in Eukaryota, Viridiplantae, Streptophyta, Magnoliopsida, Solanales, Convolvulaceae.
GAAGAAAGAAAGAAAGCGUUCUUGACGGCGCCAACCGCCACUCCGCUUCCACCUCCAGGCUUCAAAAACUUUCAAUGGGUUUGUGAUCUGGUGCAGUCGGGUGUAUUGUGUGUGAUGUUGCACUCCUCUUUCUGUUCUUGGAUCAAAAAGCUUCUUGCUUGCAUGGGAGGUUGCUUUGGUUGCUGCGUGAAAUCUCAGCCAAUAACAGCGGUGGACGAGCCAUCGAAAGGCUUGCGAAUUCGAGGAAAACUGGUGAAGAAGCAUAACAGUUUAUCCGAAGAUUUAUGUAGCAGCAGCACGUUCGAGAUGGAAAACAGCACUGUUCAAUCUCAAAGAAGUCAAUCAUCUAUUAGUAGUUCAGUUCCGUCCAAUCAGAUGACCAAUGGCCAGAAUUGCAGCACUAGCAGCCAUCCUGAAUUUGUAAACCAUGGUUAUCUUCUUUGGAACCAGACAAGGCUUCAGUGGCUUGCAAGUAAAAAACCAGACGUGCAAAGGAAAGUCCGGGAGCCAGUAAUAACCUGGCAUGCUACCUAUGACACCUUGCUUGUAACUAACAAGCCUUUCCCUUGCCCGAUUCCUCUCGCGGAAAUAGUUGAUUUACUUGUGGAUGUAUGGGAGGAAGAGGCAUUAUAUGAAUAAUAGCAACAAUGCUCUGCUGACUUUGAGAGCUCUGGGCAAGAUUUGUGUACAGUUGAGUUUUCCCAUAAUGGAGAAAGCAGAAGAAAUGUGGUGAUGACUGAUGAUAUUUAAACAAUGGGUCUUCUCUUUUUGAAAAAAAACUUGUAUUUUCUUUGAGAGAAAAAACAUGUUUUUUAAAAACAUACUGUAUAUUUUCUUUGAGAGAAAAAAAUAUGUUUUUUAAAAACUUAUAUUUUCUUUGAGAGAAAAAAACAAGUUUUUUUUUUCAUGGGGUCAAUUUCAUAACCAUUGGUGGCAGGAAAGAAGUGGGAGUAGAUAUUUCAACUCUCCCUUUAAUUUCAUAUUUGAGUGAGGUAGUACAACUGUACACUUACAUGAUUAUCGAAUCAAAUUUGAUAAAAGUUGAUUAGUUUCUGGAUGAUCACAGAAAUCUGCAAGUCCCAGCAAAUAUUCUUAACACGCUUCUUCUCUCUUUCUCUUUCUUGAUCUUUCUGGGUUUGGAAUUCAAUUCUUGGCUGCAAUUGAAAUCUGGGGUUUUCUGUUCUUGGUUGAAAAUCUAAUCUUUUCUGCUCAGAUUUGUUGGUUUUUUCUUUAAAUCGAAGAAGAAGCAGCCAUGCCUACUCUUGUUG